Molecule: messenger RNA, 1467 nt
Organism: Vicia villosa (hairy vetch)
Lineage: Eukaryota; Viridiplantae; Streptophyta; Magnoliopsida; Fabales; Fabaceae
Exons: 4
Coding region: 1-1467 (488 amino acids)
Source: RefSeq, a predicted model, not a curated record
AUGGCUAACAACGUGACCGCUACCAGAGAAGCUACAAGGCGUACUCACACUUACAGUUUCCAUCGCGAAGGCUUGAUUCAGUUGGGGCAAUUGGGUGGAUUGAUCACUGGUCAUAAUAAAACUGUGUUCACUGAGAAUUACGGAAACAUCUUGACCCUUUUGGACUCCCACGUCGACGAAUGGGAGAAACCUGAUUUGAACAACAUUGCCAACGCUCUUUAUUUGAGCAUAGAAGACGUUCUUGGGAAUUGGAAGAAGAAUGGUAACACUCAUGGUUUCUAUAUGAGUUUCUUGGUUGAGAAGGCCCAAGAGUUGGCCAACAAAAAUAUGUGGGAGGCCUUCAACGCCCUUCUGGCCGUUUUGAUUUAUGGGAUCGUGAUGUUCCCUAACAUUCACAAGUUCGUUGAUCUGGCUGCUAUAUGUCUUUUUGUGGAGAAGAAUCCGGUCCCUACUUUGCUAGCCGAUACGUACUAUUCUGUUCACUCUCGAUAUGGGAAAGGAGGAGCCAUAAGAAAUUGUUUGCCGUUGUUAUACACCUGGUUUAAGUCCCACCUACCUACAAGUGGUCCUUUCGUUACUUCUACUCAGAAAUGGCAUCAAAGGAUCAUGGGGCUUACUGGAAAUGACAUUGUCUGGUGUCCUACUGGGAUGGACGUAGAGAAGCCUUUGGACAAAGAGAUAUUUGAAUCCGCUUGCUUUGAGAAGGGAACUGAUCUAAAAGGUUUAGAAAAAGUGGUGAGUGCCUGGAAUGACAUCCAUACAAGUGAUCAGAUUUCUCUAGGUGAAAAGAAUGCCGUUGCCAAACAAGCCUACACGGAUUGGGUUGAGGAUAGAGUUAAAGAUCGUCUGUUGCCUUUCCCGAAGGUUAAUCCAUUGUACAAGCAACCACCUAAGGUUCCAACUGCCAUUAUGCCUGCUGAGAAUUGCAUCCCGGUAGAUAUGGAAUGCACCCAAUUGCACGAAAAGAAGUCAGAUGCGCAACCGAAACAUUGUCUUGUGGACCAGAAAAAGGUUGAGUUGACACACGAAGCCAAAAUGCUGAAAGGAGGAUCUUCCAGAGUUCAAAAGAGGGCUAGAACCGAAAAGGGUGAAAGAGAUACUACUAGGCCAGCCACUACAUGGCCUAAAUUUGGUUUACCUCCGAAUUAUUCUCCACCUCUUGCCACUGCUGCUAUGGUUGGUCAAACUUCACAGCCAGUAUUCCAAGCUCCAAUCAUCACUGAAUCUCAACCAAUUCUGCAUGCUACUACCCAAACCACUUAUGGAAAUCCUCUUUUUGAGUAUCAUGUUGCAGAUCAUCAAAGUGAAAGUCAAAGAGAAGCUGAUGAUAUUGAUGAAGUCAAAGAACAAUACCAAAUCUUGGAGAAAAUACUAAGAGCCAUGGAAGAUAGAGAAUAUAACCACUCUUCUGCCUCUUCCGCUAGAGCGAAAGGGAACAUCCUAAGCCUCUUUGCUUCUUCAGUGUGA